Molecule: messenger RNA, 3322 nt
Organism: Chaetomium fimeti
Lineage: Eukaryota; Fungi; Ascomycota; Sordariomycetes; Sordariales; Chaetomiaceae
Exons: 2
Coding region: 138-3164 (1008 amino acids)
Source: RefSeq, a predicted model, not a curated record
CUGCUGCCGCCACCAGCCCCGAGACGCUGUUUACCAUAAUGGCUUUUACGAUCCUCUUCGGCGACAACUAAGCCAGAAACCCCAUGCCCCCCAUUAUUGACGCAUUGCAUAGGUAGGUACUGAUUAAGCCUCACGGUAUGGAGCUAAACUCUGGAGAUGACCUCAUCUCGCUCAAAGAGUCCAUCCGGGGACAUUACUCGCCGUCAAUAGAGAGCCGCUGCUCGACCAUUAACGCAGACCAGUACGCAAGAUGCAACGGCUUGACAAUCGAUAGCCUUCUACUUGACUGGAAACGGCUGGUCGAGGUUGAUCAAGCUAUUAUCUCUACUAUCGCGGACGUCCAAGCGGGACAUCUGAUCGAAGCCCCUCAGCUUCAGGAAUGCAUCUUUCGUGUCAUUAUUCCGACCACGGAGCAAUGGCGGAUGCCGGCCGCGUCCCUGAAAAUACUCCAGCAGGUUUGCCGAAGAUGCAAGGACGAUGAGCUGGCAGACUGGGUUUCGCAGCAGUGCUUUAACGGGACGUUUGCAUGGAGCAGCCUAAAACUGGAAACCCCAGCACUUCGCAGUGACCACGGUACCGAUUGCCGCCGCCUCACAAGGCGAGUCAACACCUUUUUGAAGGAGUCGUUGCCAGACCACCGUCUACCACUUCACCCAGUUGACAUUACACACGGUGAAGGUGUCGAGUUCCCCGGGAUCCUGCUUCAAAGGGAUGCGGAGGAGAUGAAGGCCAUCGAACAUGAGACGCUGGAGGUAACCAAAAAUACACUUGUGUACCUGAUGCAGAGCCUGAAAUCAGGAUUGACGGAUAAAGACCACUGGGACUUUGUUGGGACAGGUUCUCCAUACCAAGGGGUAGGAGCCCUGGAGCACUUGACGCCCCCUUUGAGCCCCCUGGCGGUGGCAUAUCCGGAGUGCUUCGUCCCUGAAGAUGAGACCUGCGAAUUGCCACAGCCUUGUGACCCCAUAUCGACCCCUAGUCAAGACAUUGCGGCGGCCGAAAAAAUAAUAUUCGAGGACGAGGUCGAGUUCUGGGCUAACACCUUGGAAAAUAACGAUUCACCCGGAAGGUACGACGAUAUUGAUAUCUCGGAAAUGAUCAGGGCAGGAGAGUUCCGGCUGCCCAUCCCACCAUCAUCCCCACAACCGGUCCCGCGAGACCUCAAAAUAGACGUGCCCUUGCUUGCACGCAGCGAUGAUGUUGGAAAUGCCUUAGAGUCUGGGGAAGUUCUCGAAGUCGACGACUUGGCAGGGGCAAAGGAGCUGAUAGCGAGCAGCGACACGCUCUCCGGGUCAGAUGGCCCGACGGGUCAACUCGUGUCGGCGUUUCAGAAAAGUGCAGCCACCGUGAUGAGACAUGCGGAACAGGAAAAGCUUCAGCCGCUCGAUGCUACUACUAGAGUUCCCAUUCCAGUCUUGGACUUCACCAUCCCGGUUCCCGAAUGGGAACAGCGCCUCUGGGAGGCUAAGGCAAUGUUUCGGUUGCUCCGUGAAGAGAGCACUGCCGACUGGCAGUGUCCCAAGUGGCCGCACAACAGAGCUGCCGAGCAGAAAAUGGUGUGGGUGCCAAUCGCCCAUAUCAAGGAGAAGAGCUUGGUGUCAGAACAUAUCGAAGUUGACACCGAGGUGCUCGAGGUCUUUCUGAGAAGGAGCGGAGACUGUGAUGUUUUGACCAGCGCGGAUUGUGUCUACAAGGAACCGGGCCCAAUGGUUCUCCGGAUGGGAGAAGAGGAGGAUGACGACGAUGAAGAGUGUUUGAUGCCACUCCACCUGUCCACGCAAACAUCGCCAACCAAUUUCCGAGGCCCCGCCUCGGGAGCGACAACGCCAACUCCCAAAGUAUUAUCGACACCAGCGUUGCAACACAACUCAUCCGUCACUGUAGGUACGACCAUGCCGCCACCGGCAGACUUAACGUCGCUCCUGGGAGGGAGAAAGCGUCUCAUCGAUGAGACCCUCCAUAGGCGGCAGCCCAGCGCGAAGAGAGAUCGGGUAUCGGCAGCCUCCUCGGAUAUAUCCGCGACUGGCAUCAUCGAUGGAGCCCUGAUCCCGUCGACAAAUGUUUUACGGGGCUUCAUGAGCGAAUACACUGAUUUCGCGCCGCUCGUGGACAAUUUCCUCGAGAUGAACUUCCCAAAGAAGCUGAAGCUCACCCACAGCUCUUUUUUCAGUCCGCCCGAUACAACACCAUCUUCAUCUCGCUCAAAAGAGCAAGAGGCAGCAAGGCUAAUGCCUCCCCCUCCCAAGCCCAUCCCCGCCCUCGCUCCACCCAUCCGCCCUCCACCAGUCGCUCCCCGCAUCGUCAUAUCCACCACCGUCUCGAGACCCCUAACCCAACACCUCCAAACCCUCCUCCCCACCAUCGAACUAAUCCCACGCGACUACGCCAAACACCGCCCACCCAACCAGAACCCAGGCUUGCGUCCCCCCGAUCUCGAGGAAGCAGACAUCAUCGUCUCGCCAGCCACGGGCAUCCUGCUCACGACGAUGGUGCAGCUGCGCCAGCGGGCGUUGCCGGGCAGCGGCAGCAACAACAGCAACAGCAGCAGCAACAGCAGCAGCAACAGCGUGGCCGCGACGGGUUUCUGCCGCGUGGUGGGCAACGUCGCGGCGCGCCACGCGCGCGUCGUCGUGCUCGUGUCGGAGGGCAACAGGCACAGCGAGACGGCCGGCCCGCUGUCGCCGUCGGACGCGCGGGCGCUGGCUGAGUUUCAGGGGUUUGCGGCCGGCCUGAAGGCGGCGGAGGUGCGGGUGGUGUACGUGGGUGGUGGGGUGGAGACGCUGGCGAGGUGGGUUGCGGCGAUGGUUUGUGAGUAUGUGGGGGAGGCGGCGGGCGUGGCGGAUAUGUUGCUGCCGGUUGAGACGUUGUGGGAGGUGUUUCUGCGGCGGGCGGGAAUGAAUGUGUUUGCCGCGCAGGUGGUGCUUGGGAGUUUGAAGGUGCCGGACGGACGGCCGGCUGUUGGGGGCGGGGAUGGGCAGAUGUUUGGGCUGCCGCUCUUUGUGUCCAUGUCGAGGGAGCGGAGGGUCGAGCUGUUUGGGGAGGUGCUUGGUGGGAGGGGAGUCCUCGAUCGCGUGAGUGAUGCGCUUGACGAUCCUUGGGGCCAGAGAGCAGUUGAUGGAGGCAGUUUGGACUCCCGGGCGGUACCGAGUUGGGGAGGGUUUUAGGGUGCCAACCCUGGUUGCUCAUUUAGUGGUAUAACCGCACGACGACACUUGCAUGUUGGAAAUGAUUGCUUCUCUGGAGAUAAACGUCGCUCUGGAAACCUUAGCGGUUAGCUGUUAGCAUUGAGCACCAGACUGAAUGUUCGAUUGUCCUCAACUUA